AUGUCUUUCCCUAUCCCGCCCAAAAUAUUUCUUCCACCGCAUAAUUCUCCACCGAUUCAUCAUCACCAAGCUCCGCCACCGCUUGCACCGCCACGAGCAGCCAUAUCCAUAUCUAUACCGGAAUCCGGUUUAGGACGUACCGCCACCAAUAUCGACGAUUCCACGACAUCAGCUUUUCGAGACUACCAAGCUUUAUUCGUGUCGCAACGUUCCGAGACAGUCGAACCGGUCGUGAUUAAACCAAUCCAAGGCUCCAUACCGAUUGAUUUCCCAUCCGGUACGUAUUACUUAGCCGGUCCAGGACUUUUUACCGACGACCACGGGUCAACGGUCCAUCCACUCGACGGUCACGGCUAUCUCCGUGCGUUUCACAUCGACGGAAACAAACGGAGAGCGACGUUCACGGCCAAGUACGUAAAAACGGAAGCUAAAGAAGAAGAGCACGAUCCAGUGACUGACACGUGGAAGUUCACUCACAGAGGACCGUUCUCGGUGCUAAAAGGCGGGAAGAAGUUUGGAAACACGAAGGUGAUGAAAAACGUGGCGAAUACCAGCGUUUUGAAAUGGGCGGGGCGGUUGCUUUGUUUAUGGGAAGGUGGUGAGCCGUACGAGAUUGAAUCUGGAUCGUUGGAUACCGUCGGGAGAUUUAACGUCGCGAUCAACGGCUGUGAUGCUGUUGAUGAUGAUGAUGAUUCGUCCGACAAAGAUUUUGCUGGUCAUGAUAUAUGGGACACAGCCGCAGAUUUGUUGAAACCCAUACUUCAAGGUGUGUUUAAGAUGCCACCGAAACGGUUCUUGUCACAUUACAAAAUCGACGAUCGGAGAAAUAGACUUUUAACCGUGACUUGCAACGCCGAAGAUAUGCUUUUACCUCGUAGCAACUUCACAUUCUGCGAGUAUGAUUCGGAGUUCAAGUUGAUACAAACGAGAGAAUUCAAGAUCCAUGAUCAUAUGAUGAUCCAUGAUUGGGCUUUCACAGAUACUCACUACAUACUCUUUGCCAACAGAGUCAAGCUUAAUCCGAUUGGUUCCAUGGCGGCGAUGUGUGGGAUGUCACCGAUGGUGUCAGCUUUAUCGUUGAACCCAAGUAACGAGAGUUCUCCGAUUUAUAUCCUCCCUAGAUUUUCCGACAAAUCUAUUGGAGAUAGAGAUUGGAGACUUCCUGUGGAGGUGUCUUCUCAGUUAUGGCUAAUUCACUCUGGAAACGCUUACGAGACUAGGGAAGAUAACGGCGAUUUAAAGAUUCAGAUACAAGCUUCUGCUUGCUCUUACCGUUGGUUCGAUUUCAAGAAAAUGUUUGGUUACGAUUGGCAAAAGAAGAAGCUGGAUCCUUCUGUUAUGAAUCUAAAUCGAGGCGACGACAAACUACUCCCUCAUCUAGUUAAGGUGUCUAUGGUCUUGGACGCUAUCGGAAACUGCAAGAGCUGUGACGUAGAGCCAUUAAACGAUUGGAACAAGCCGUCAGAUUUUCCGGUUGUAAACUCAACCUGGUCUGGCAAAAAGAACAAGUACUUGUAUUGUGCAGCCUCUUCAGGAACUCGACGUGAACUUCCUCAUUUCCCUUUCGACAUGGUCGUGAAGUUUGAUUUGGAGUUAAAUGUGGUCCGUACUUGGAAUACCGGAGCUAGGAGAUUCGUUGGUGAGCCUAUGUUUGUCCCUAGAAGCUCCAACGAAGAAGAUGAAGACGAUGGUUACAUUGUCGUCGUCGAGUAUGCGGUUUCUGUGGAGAGAUGUUACCUUGUGAUUUUGGAUGCUAAGAAGAUCGGUGAAUCCGAUGCGGUCGUGGCGAGAUUAGCGGUUCCGAGGAAUUUGACGUUUCCAAUGGGGUUUCACGGUUUAUGGGCUAGCGAUGAUUGA
Molecule: messenger RNA, 1857 nt
Organism: Microthlaspi erraticum
Lineage: Eukaryota; Viridiplantae; Streptophyta; Magnoliopsida; Brassicales; Brassicaceae
Source: the annotation of a GenBank genome assembly